UCCUCUAAAUAAUUGUUGGGAACCAUUAAAGCAAAACUCAAAAAGAGCCAAAGGGGAAAAGGAAGGAGAAUACUCUAAAGGCUCUUUCUUUUUAUUACUCAAUCCUGCUUAAGAUUUGUUGAAAGCACAUAGAAAAAGGGGAAAACCCCUUUUAUUAAUUGGACUCAAAUUGAUCCAUUGAUUGUUAACUGAUUGAUUGAAAGAUCGAUUCUUGUUCUGGGUUAUAUUUGAUUUGAAUUUAACAAGAGAAAAAAAUGGUGUCAGCAAAUAAGGAAAUGGUUGUUUACUGCUUUGAUACAUUGGUGGCUCACUUCAACAAAGAACAGCCUCCUCCUCCUGCUUUUGAUGAGGGUGAACACCCAUUAUUUGUGACUUGGAAGAAAACAGUGAAUGGUGGGGAGCCUCGGUUGCGAGGAUGCAUUGGCACUCUGGAAGCUCGCUGCAUUGUUAAUGGUUUUAGGGAUUAUGCUCUAACAAGUGCCCUCAGGGACCGCCGUUUCCCCCCAAUACAGGCUAAAGAGUUACCUACUUUACAGUGUACAGUUUCAAUUCUAACUAAUUAUGAAACUGCAGCUAACUACCUAGACUGGGAGGUAGGUACGCAUGGGAUAAUCAUUGAAUUCACUGACCCUAACUAUAACACAAAGAGAAACGCCACAUACCUACCUGAGGUCGCUGCUCAUGAAGGGUGGACAGUGAUAGAAGCAAUUGACUCAUUGAUACGCAAAGCAGGUUACGAAGGACCUAUAACAGAAUCACUGAGGAAACGAAUACGUUUAACUCGAUACCAGAGCACAUUAUUUACUAUGCACUACAGUGAAUAUGUGGCUUAUGUGAAGAAUACCCGAGGUCUCGCUCCAGCUAUUAAUGGUGUGAAACCUUGAAAGUAUGGAUUGUUUGGAAGAACCUUCCUCUGCGACCAGUGGAUUAUUAUGGUUGACUGGAAGAUUGAACUCUUCUAAAUUAAUGGUUGGAAUACUUUGUUAUAAAUUCCAACCCUCUCCAGUGAUUGUUGUCACAAUUGUCUUACAUUGUUCUUCAAGACUGAAAUUGAACUCAUAUUCAGUGCCAAGUGCACGAAAAAAAUUCAAGUUUGACAGUUUCUCUUAAGAAGCUGCAUUUGUGGUUAUAAUAUAAUUGUCUGCUUUCUGUGCUUAAAAUCUUA
This is a messenger RNA of Nicotiana attenuata, 1165 nucleotides long. RefSeq lists its product as uncharacterized. The coding region runs from base 255 to 884 and encodes 209 amino acids. The transcript has 5 exons. Lineage: Eukaryota; Viridiplantae; Streptophyta; Magnoliopsida; Solanales; Solanaceae. The record is from RefSeq and is a predicted model, not a curated record.